Messenger RNA from Daldinia decipiens, 680 nucleotides. RefSeq lists its product as uncharacterized. The transcript has a single exon. The record is from RefSeq and is a predicted model, not a curated record. Lineage: Eukaryota; Fungi; Ascomycota; Sordariomycetes; Xylariales; Hypoxylaceae. The coding region runs from base 174 to 527 and encodes 117 amino acids.
ACGGUUCUCUUCUUCCCUGCCUACAAGGCACGAGGCACGCGAUGCGCGAUAGGACAGGGGGGACAGCACCACCUGCCCUGGACGAGGAUGAAAGCGUCGAGCCUGGCUCCGUUAGUAGUUUGUAGAACUCGCUCGGUUCGUGGUUUGUAGGCCUGCUAUAAGACUAAUAUCUGAUGUGGGAGUCCCUCUCUGGUGAGGAACAUUCGGGUCUGUGGUGGGUCUCCAGCGUGGGACAUAGCUGGUCUUCGUCAAGCUUGAGGUCACUUGGCGGAGGGGUUUCGGCCAGGCCCAUGAUGCCGCGGUGGUCGGUCGAUGGAGUUUUGACCUUCCCCUUUUUGCCCCUUCUCCUUUGUACUUUCUUAUGUACUUUCUUUUCGCCUUCCAUUCUACUAUUUUUCCUGUCAGGCUUUUCUUCUCUCUUCUUUUUCUUCUUUUUUCUAUCUCUUCCGUUAUCCUGCCAUCCUUCUAACUUGCUAUCCCACCCACUUGCCGGGCCUUUUCCCUCUCUCCUCUCUUCUCUCUACUAAUCAUCAUUCCAGUAUAUCAGCUCUCAUCCAACAAACCAACCAGCCAUGCCUUUGAUGCAUACUUGUCCAACUCCAUCUUCCUCCCACUUUUCUAUCCUAUCCAACUGUCAAGCCUUUUCCAGUUUUACCAUUUAUCCAUCUAUCCAUCUGCCA